This is a messenger RNA of Cyprinodon tularosa, 2172 nucleotides long. RefSeq names its product membrane bound O-acyltransferase domain containing 1 (gene mboat1). The transcript is spliced from 13 exons. The record is from RefSeq and is a predicted model, not a curated record. Gene Ontology annotation, cellular component: membrane. Lineage: Eukaryota; Metazoa; Chordata; Actinopteri; Cyprinodontiformes; Cyprinodontidae. Gene Ontology annotation, molecular function: acyltransferase activity. Gene Ontology annotation, biological process: lipid modification. Bases 160 to 1695 code for a protein of 511 amino acids.
ACAUUAGGGAGAAGGAGGAGAGUCCGGAGGACAGGACUGGUUUGGCUUGUCACACACCCUCUGAGGCAGAGCAUGCAUUUCACAGACUGACAAUAUCACGGAGUUUAAAAAAGGUAGCAGCCUAAAAAAGCGCAGCUUUGGGACUGAAAAUCCAUACAUAUGGGCGGACGGGAGGACGCGAUGUUUAAAACCACCGGCUCCAGGUGGCUGCUGCCUGUCAGCGCUACAGUGGGUUUGUCUCUGGACCAGGUGAACUUCCUGGCCUGCCAGCUGUUUGCCCUCGUUGCUGCCUUCUGGUUUCGUCUCUGCCUCAGUCCUAACCAUGCAAGCCCCGCGGUCCGACAUAUGGUUGCCACACUCUUUGGAAUCACCUUUCUCCUCUUCUGCUUUGGAUGGUAUUCAGGUCAUAUCCUGGCUGUGGUGGCUGUAAACUAUUUACUCAUCUUGAAAGGUGACAUCAACAACGUACACAGGUACUCCAUGGUGACAGCAAUGGGCUAUCUGACAGUUUGCCACGUGAGCCGAGUCUUCAUCUUUAACUACGGCAUUCUUUCCACGGACUUCUCCGGGCCCCUGAUGAUUGUAACCCAGAAGAUAACAAUGCUGGCCUUCCAGCUGCAUGACGGCAUGUGUAAGAAAAGUGAACAGCUGACAGUGGAACAGAACCACUUGGCUAUACGAGUGAGGCCGUCUCUCAUGGAGUAUCUGAGUUAUAACCUGAACUUCCUGAGCGUCUUGGUCGGGCCUUGCAGCAACUAUAAGGAAUACAUCGACUUCAUAGAGGGCAAACACAUCAGCUGCAGGUUAAAGCAGCACCCUGGAGCGUGUAAUGGGCAGAACGGCCAUGACAAGACACCGGACCUGUCCCCUCUGGGCGCAGUGUGUAAAAAGCUGCUGGUUUGCUCCGCCUGCAUGUCCUGCUUCCUUUUUAUCACCCGCUCGUUGCCCAUUAAUUAUAACAUAGAUGACCACUUUGUCAGCCAUGCCUCCUUCCUCACCCGGCUCACAUAUGCUUUCUUCUCCAUACAAGCUGCAAGACCCAAGUUCUACUUCGCCUGGACGCUUGCUGAUGCUGUAAAUAAUGCAGCAGGUUAUGGUUUUCUGGGGAUAGAUGAGAGUGGAAGACCCUCCUGGGACCUCAUUUCCAACCUCAACAUUAUAGGGAUUGAGACAGCGACCAGCUUUAAGACCUUCAUCGACAACUGGAACAUUCAAACAGGGAUUUGGCUCAAAACAGUUUGUUAUGACCGAGCUCCAAAGCAUCGUUUGGCGCUGACCUUCCUGCUGUCUGCUCUGUGGCAUGGCGUGUAUCCAGGCUACUAUUUCACCUUCAUCACUGCCAUCCCUAUCACCAUAGCAGCGAGAGCUAUCCGGAGGUCUAUCAGACACUACUUCACUGGCUCUAGAGCGCUGAAGCUUGGGUACGACGUUGUGACGUGGGCAGCGACCCAGCUGGCCAUCGGCUACACUGUCAUGCCUUUUCUUCUCCUCUCAGUGGACCACACUUUAAUUUACUACAGAUCGAUGUACUUCCAUGUCCACAUCAUCAGUAUUCUGGCCGCAGUCGCCCUGCAUCGGAAACAGAAACCCAGAGACCCCUCUGCCACCAAGUUGACUCCCCCCUCCUCCUCUUCUUCCUCCUCCUCAGCUCAGUGCCAGCCUGUUCCCUCCAACAACAAUGACAAAAUCAACUGAAACCCUCCUCACAGCGUUUUUAACCAGGCUGGGAGUUUUCUUGGAGAGAGCUCUGCCUGCUGAAAGUUUGAACCAAACACUAUUUAUUUUCCUGUCAGAACACAGAAGAUUCCUCCUAUGAUGGGAACCUUCAGACAUGUUGGAGGAUGAGGAGUCACACAGACUGUAAGGAGGACCUCUGACAUAAUGUCUCCCCUCCCAUACCCCCCUCACUCCCUGCCACCCAUCUGAACCCCAGCGGCUGCUUCAGCAGCAAUACCCCGAUAUCAGAAGAUAAAACGGAUCUCUCUUUCCUUUUUGUCUCGCCUCCCCGGGCGGCUGGAUGGGAGCCAGCAGAGUGGGAGACGACCCAAACACACAGACUCGUCUAUAAACAGACACAAGGAAGUAAAUAUGCACAUUCUCCUCCGACAUGCUUGCACUCGGUCACACUGUGGUGCCACACAAAGGCUGCCCUGUGAGUUCACAAAGGAGAGG